AUGCUUAGUAAUCCCUAUUUUAAGUCCGUUUUGUGGCUGAUUGGCUUCGGUGGAAUGGGCUACGGCUUAAUGCUGCUAACCGAGCCGAACGUCGAGAAAAUAGAGCGCAUCAAAGCCUCCGUUUCAAGUAACAAACUGACUGAAGAUGAGCAGCGUAAGGCACUGUUUAUGAAGAAGCUGCAGGAGGCGUCCACCACCAGUGCUCCAAUCUACAGGUCAUCGGCAGACAAAUAGGAUAGUUAGGAAGCUUUAUGGUCAGCCAUUUAUCAAUUUGUUAUCAUUUUUAAAUAUAAAUGUUAAGCAUUUAA
Molecule: messenger RNA, 308 nt
Organism: Drosophila santomea
Lineage: Eukaryota; Metazoa; Arthropoda; Insecta; Diptera; Drosophilidae
Exons: 1
Coding region: 1-234 (77 amino acids)
Biological process (GO): mitochondrial respiratory chain complex III assembly
Source: RefSeq, a predicted model, not a curated record